Messenger RNA from Purpureocillium takamizusanense, 4176 nucleotides. RefSeq names its product Non-specific serine/threonine protein kinase (gene IME2). Lineage: Eukaryota; Fungi; Ascomycota; Sordariomycetes; Hypocreales; Ophiocordycipitaceae. Gene Ontology annotation, biological process: intracellular signal transduction; protein phosphorylation. The coding region runs from base 1169 to 3508 and encodes 779 amino acids. Gene Ontology annotation, cellular component: cytoplasm; nucleus. The transcript is spliced from 3 exons. The record is from RefSeq and is a predicted model, not a curated record. Gene Ontology annotation, molecular function: ATP binding; protein serine/threonine kinase activity.
CUCCAACGACCCUGCAAACCGCCUCCUCCUCCCGCCGCCCUGGUCCGGUCCUCCUCACCUCGCCCUCACCCUCGCCCUCGCCUUCACACCUGGCCCGGCGUCUGGCUGUCGCGCGCGCCCGUCCUGCCCCCAUCCAUCUCCUCCGGGGGCCUAGUCAGUUCCAGGUCGUGUUGUCCGCCCCAAUCCGGCCAGUCGAGUCCACCCCAUCCCGUCGCGGUGGCACUGUGCUUGCUCGUCCGCCCGCCCAGGUCUUACUGGAUUCCUUUUUCUUCCUUCCUUCACCUCGAGCUGCUUGUCCCUUUCAAGGCUGCUGCGUCUGCUUCUUCCGCAUCUGCGUCUGCGUCUGCUUGUGCCGCUGUCGUUGUCGCUGCCGCUGCCGCGCUGCCGCUGCGCUCCUCUGCCGUCGCCGCCUGCAACCUCCGACGCUAUUGCCGUGGAUAGCGCUGUCGCAUUCGUCUCGAGCCACCCACCAAGGUACCAAGGUACUGCCGUCAGGUACCUCAGGCACGCCCGCCCUGGUCGCGGUACCCGCUGGCGCACCCGUCCGACAAAAGGUACCCGCGAGUACCAGCCCGCGCUGCGCCCCCAGCUGCUUGCGAGGCCGGCCCAGUGAGCUCUAGCGGCCCUGGCACCUGGGCGCCCUUCCGCGAUCAGCGGAUUAAGAGCCCACCAAGUACCUGACCACCACCCACCCCCCCUGUUCCUGGGUCUUGUCGCUCGACCCAGGAGAGCUUGCUUCCCUCCAUCAAACUCUCUCCUUUUCACUCGCCCGGAUAUCAAACGCAAUCCUCCGUUCUUCGCCAAUCCAACGCUCACCGCAGUCAUUCUUUACCUGCCUCCUGCUUUCCGUCCGCUGCUCGGCUCACAUCCUCGACUCUUGCCUUGUGCAAUCCCUCCACUGGUGCUUCUCUCGUUUCUCCUUGGAGCCAAGCCAAUCGACCCGGCAUUCGUCAACUACCACCUACUACAUGCACCACCGACGAUAAACCGCACACGACGACGCUGCGCCGACCUGAAUGCACCGAUAAAAUCGCCCUCAGCUCUUUGAUAGAGCACUCGUCUCUCACCCCCAUUAGUCUAGGGCUGCCCCGUCGCGCUUCUACCACACAUCAACAACAGCAGCAACCUGGGGUCGCCGCGAGUCGCUUCCCUUGCAGCAGCCGCCGAAAUGACGGUCGCCAACGACCUGACACCGCGCGGCCAGCCGCAUGGCCAGAUGGCUCUCGAGGACCGGUUCGAGGUGCUCAAGGAGAUCGGCGACGGCAGCUUUGGAAGCGUCGUCCUCGCCAGGGUCAGGACGGCAGGCGCCAACGUUGCCCGCCGUGGGUCGGUGGUCGCAAUUAAGUCAAUGAAGAAAACGUUUGACUCGCUGGCGCCGUGCCUGGAGCUGCGCGAGGUUGUCUUCCUGCGGACGCUACCGCAACACCCGCACCUGGUUCCCGCUCUUGACAUCUUCCUGGACCCCUACACCAAGAAGCUCCAUAUCGCCAUGGAGUACAUGGAAGGGAACCUGUACCAAUUAAUGAAGGCCCGGGAUCACAAGUGCCUCGAUAAUUCGAGUGUCAAGAGCAUCCUGUUCCAGAUCAUGCAGGGACUCGAGCACAUCCACUCUCACCACUUCUUCCAUCGCGACAUCAAACCCGAAAAUAUUCUUGUCUCAACGUCAUCGCACCAAGAAUCAUCAAAUUCAUUUCGGCGCUACUCGGCGCUCGUCACGCCGCCGUCGACGCCGCCGACGUACACGGUGAAGCUGGCCGACUUUGGCCUGGCCCGCGAAACCCACUCCAAGCUGCCGUACACGACGUACGUAUCCACGAGAUGGUACCGGGCGCCAGAAGUUCUUCUCCGUGCCGGCGAGUACUCGGCGCCCGUGGACAUCUGGGCCGUCGGCGCCAUGGCCGUCGAAAUUGCCACCCUCAAGCCCCUCUUCCCUGGCGGAAACGAGGUGGACCAGGUAUGGAGGGUCUGCGAGAUCAUGGGCAGUCCGGGCAAUUGGUACAACAAGGCCAACGUCCGCGUCGGCGGCGGCGACUGGCGCGACGGCACCAGGCUGGCCGGAAAGCUGGGCUUUUCGUUCCCUAAAAUGGCCCCCCAUUCCAUGGACACCAUCCUACAGUCCCCCCAGUGGCCACCGGCCCUGAGCAACUUUGUCACCUGGUGCCUCAUGUGGGACCCCAAGAACCGCCCGACGUCCACCCAGGCCCUCAACCACGACUACUUCCAGGACGCCGUGGAUCCCCUCAGACCAAAGUCUUCCGCGUCCAAGAUCCUUGGGCGGAAGCAGUCGGACCUCGGACGGGCCUCCAAGGACGGCUCCUCCACGUCGGGCUCCUCGAAACCCUCGUGGUUCCGCAAGUCCCUGAUUGGGGCCCGAAACGAGACGGCGGCGGAGCCCCCCCCCGCCCAGGUGCAGGUCAAGGACGCCCUCUCGCAGCGUCCCCCUGUGAUGCACUCCUCGACGACGCCGGAGAUGCCCAGCGGCAGGACGCGGCCGGGCGCCAACAAGCGCAGCACAUGGAGCAACGGCCUCUCCAACGUCGCGCCCAUGCCCAUCCUGCCCACGAUCCGGCCCAUCUCGCCGCUCUCGGAUGCGGUAACUGCCCGCGCCAACAACGGUCUGCCCGACGCCAGCGCUAAUAGCCGUGGCCAGGAAAAGUCGAAGAAGAUUGGUAGGCAGCUGUCCAUGGCGUCGACGUCAAAGUACACGGAGUUGCACCGCCAGCAGGCCGAGCGGGCCCUCAAUGGCCACACAGGACUGGCCUCGCCGCCCAGCGGCCAGAAGGAGAGCUUCUUCUCGCACUUGCGCAAGCGGGCCAGGCGGUUCUCGGGGCGUCACCAGACGCCCGUCUCGCCGUCGUAUGAGGACAUGGAAGCCCAGAUCGGAUGCGGCCCGUGGGGGAGCAAUAGGUCGUCCAUGGUUGUCGACCAGCAGAACCCGAUCCCCAAGGCCGAGGUCUACGAGUCCCUUGACAAGGCCCUCCGCGACGUCCAGAACAACACAGACGCGCGGUCGCCCAUCCCGUUGAGCCAUCAGCAGUCGAGCGGCAAGCUGAAGAGGCACCACUCUCUCCCCCAGCACCAAGCUCGCUCCGUGGACAACCUGAUUGGCGCCGCCCGCAACGGGCCCAUCUCGAGCCGGACACGGCGGGCACAGGCGGUGCACGGGGUGCAGCAGUACGAGGCUCCGGCUGAGGAGGACGAGCUUCUCGACGAGGUCCUGACGUCGACUCAGCGCGCCAUGCAUCGCAUGGACGGGGCCGGCAAGCCGCUCAGGCAGUCGGCUAGCAACCUGGGUCUGACGACGCCGCAUCCCUACCCCAGCCCGUCGCCCUCAGCAAACGGCAACCAGAUCAUCUACGGAGAUGGGCAGGAGGUGCUGACGCCGAAGCCCCUGGACCUCAGCAAGAAGACGGACAACCAGUACAAGUGGCCCACGCCCCCUUAUGAGGGGAGCGAGUGGGGGGCCUCGGCGUCGGCGAGCAUCUGGGCUGCCGGGAGCAGGUUCUAGGCGACGUCUCGGCACUAGGGGAUGACUGCUUGGGCAUGAUGACGUCCACAACGAAGAGGCGGGCCAAAAGUUGGUGUUGAUUUGACUAUCGCAUAUACACAAUCGGCGUUGGGGGUGUUGGAUGGCGACACACUGCACUCUUUCUUUUCUCGCUACUCGGCGGCGGCGGUCUUUCGACGACGACAACAGGUGCGGCCGCACUCUACCUACGAUCUUUUAUUACACACACCUCUACUUCUCGGGGGCCACGCACGGACUCCAACCACACACUACGUUCGCUUGCCGUCGGGCCCGAUUGCGCCGUGCCCGCGGAACACCUCACUUGUUUAUUGGAUGCUUUUCAUUCUCUCUCUUUCGAAUUUCGUUGAGCGGCUUGAGCACGAAAUACCCCCCUAUAUAGACUGACAAGGGCGAGAAGGACUCGGGCCCGUUUGCGAUCUGCUUGAUGCACAAUUCCUCCACAAUACCUGACCACAUUUUCCAGCCACAUGGUUUCAUUUGUUAGAUUACAUACUACACGGGGUGCAGUCGCGUUCUUGCGGUGGCAGAAGAGAUGGACGGAGCCUGAGGCGUCGCGGGUGGCUGGACAGCCCGGUACAAGCAGGUAGCAGAAAAUACACUUUGCAUGCGCCCCGUGCCGUUGCGAGGGGCCCUGCAGUUAGCUGGCA